CAUACCUACAGUUCACUCACUCCGGAACUCGUUUCGCCCCACUGUUUUUAGGAUCGGCGAGAAACUCAGCUGGAAACCACGCUUGACCAGAUCGGAGAUAACCUGUCCCAUUUCCCGACGGCUUGAUCUUCGAAGCUCUUCAGAGUUCAGACAAUCUUCCUCUUCCCCUCACACUUUGGUUGCAAGAAUCUUUCCCUCCUUGGAUUUCGACCUAUACUCCUUCCGCAUGGUGCAACCUCAAUGCAUUCUUCUGUGUGACUGUCUCUUUGACAUACCCACCUCAGUGGCUCCCCGACGAGCAGAAUCAUGGUCAUGAAGCAGUGCACUAUCUGCGAUCGGCAAUUCAAGAAAACAGAGCAUUUCAAGCGCCAUGAACGGUCGCACACGAAAGAGAAGCCCUACCAGUGCAGUGUUUGUUUGAAGCGGUUCUCACGGAGUGACGUCCUGAGUCGCCAUGCCAAAGGCCACAAGAACCCCCGCAAGGAGGAGACAAGCGAACCAAAGAGUCUUCAGGCUGCCUCGCCGGCCACUAUACCGCAUAAUGAUCCAACACCGGUUAUCUCGCAUGCGAGCCAGCAGGGCAUGCAGGGAAUGAGCCCCAACGAUCUCCAACAGAUGCAGAAUCUCCCGUCGCACCGAGGCACGUCGCUGUCCGCAACGCCGGGGAUCCCAUCAUCGUCUUUGGACUUCUUGGCCAAUAUAUCCACCCACCAACCUCGCACGGAACCAGAGGUCAAUCAAAUGAUGCCUGACGAGCAACAACAUCAAUACUUCGGAUGGAACCACAUCUCCGGCCCGGACCAGCAAUACUUCAGAGGAACCAUACUCGAUCCAAUGCAGAAUGACUUGCUGCAGUUCUGGCUGGAGCCCCGUGGAGACUCGAUUUCGCACAAUGGUUCCCUGGACAUGAUGGGAGAGCCAAUUGGCAGCCUGCCAGGUGGAGAUUCCGUGUCAACACCUCAGCAGCACCAACAGCAAUUCUCAACCGAUGGUGAGACCUCAAAAUCGGGGAACCUGAUCCCGAAUGAGCGAUUCUCUCGCGUACAGCGCUAUUGGCUCGCUCCAGCAAAUAACACCGGUCGCCUGAUGAACGGCCUGUGGCGAGAUGUAGCCAGCAGUGACAUGAACAACAUAUUCACCCUGUCGGCAACACCCCCGUCAGAUGGCCCAGUCGGACCACAGGGAUCGAGGUAUGGGCUUGACGAAGCGUGUAGGCAACGCCUCUAUCUUGCUUUUGGACAGACCGAACAGUCGCAGCUACAUGCGCUGCCUGGGACCAACACGCUUCCUUCCUUGGCUUCGGGCUCCAUUCCAAAGAACCACAACUUUCCCCCAGCCGAGGUACUUGAUAUGGCGCUCGAUCUUUACUUCCGCGAAUUCCACCCACUGGUGCCUUUCAUCCAUGUUCCUACCUUUUCUGCAAGCGAUACGCAGCCUGCGGUACUGUAUGCUAUGUGUCUCAUUGGAAUGGUCUUACUGGGGACUAGAGGAACAAUGGAUUUCGUUUGCAGGAACUUCUCGUUGAUGCUUGAGCGCCUCACGGCCGAUCUCGCUAAGUGUUCGGUGGGCGUGGAGAACUCGGUGUGCACCGUCUCUACCUUUGCCGCCUGCUUUCUGUUUCUCAACCUGGCUGCUAUGACUGGGGAGAAGGAACAUCUCGAAAAAUGUCAGAUGCUCUAUGUCAAUCUCAUAUCGAUCGCGCAACGGCAUGGUCUUUUCGCCGCCACAGAAGGACAAGUGCUUGACAUGAACCUUUUCGACACCUUUACUGAUGUUGAGACGAGGUGGAAAGCCUGGAGCAAGGUAGAGUCUGUGAAAAGAUUAAUUACCGGUCUGCUGCUAUUGGACUCUUGGUAUUCUUCAUUUAUGUCCACGAGUCCCAUUGUCGUGCCCGAUUCAGUCCAGUUAAUACUGCCAUGUGACGACGCACUUUUCCGAGCCAUCACGGCCAUGCGAUGGAUGCAGUUGAUCUGUAGCGGGAAAGGCAUGCUAAUGCCUACGAUUGUGGCACCGUCAGAAAGCGUGGGCCUUCCCGAACUGGAGAGCCCGGUCGACGACUUUUGUAUGCAUGCGGUGCUAUCACUGGUGCAGUUGCGGCUCUCUGAAGCCUACUACCGUCUUCUCUCGAACAGACCACAAUUCCCCUUCGCGCCGUGCCACACUUACAGUAUGGAUCCUCGUGCCAGGUGUCUCGCGCCCCUCCAGCUGCAGAUCGCCGACAAGUAUGGAGACUUACUUGCUCGAUUGAAUCCCAAUGCGGCUGUGACGUGGCACAAUAUGUGCUUGACGCUGUCGGCAGACACCCAGAUCUUUGAUCUAGCGGCAGGGCGAUCAGGUCCAGCUCCUGGCCGGAAAGCUUUGGCCGACAUUGCCGCGUGGUCGCAGACACCGGCUGCCAGACGAGCCUGUCUACAUGCGGCUCAUAUCUAUAGGGUGUUGACGAACCGCAAGACUUCCGACCAUAUGAUGUUCCACUCAGUCUUUUCUCUCUUCUCCGCGGCGCUAGUCCUGGGACUCUAUGUUUUCAUGGUGCCGAAUGUCGCUGAUUCGCAGGGAGGGGGCACUGCGAUCGAGCUUUUCGAUGACAUCGACUGGCAGAAGGUGGGUACUGAGGGACUUACCAAUUACAUGGUCCCGCACGGCAGUCAACCUUUUUCGCUGUCCGAUGAGCCGGCUGUGAACUUCAUCCGCAACGGGGGGACGGUGUACCUCCGAGGGAUGCCCGUUCAAGGCGGAUAUCAGUCCGCACGACGCGUUCUGCUGGACUAUGCCGGGUUGUUGAGAGACGCUGGCAAAUGGAGCGUGCGCAAGUUUUCUUAUGUGCUUCACAUCAUGAGCGAUGUGUUAAUGGAUGUAGAAUGA
Messenger RNA from Aspergillus aculeatinus CBS 121060, 2862 nucleotides. Its product is annotated as FTFMHR domain-containing protein. The coding region runs from base 307 to 2862 and encodes 851 amino acids. The transcript has 7 exons. The record is from RefSeq and is a predicted model, not a curated record. Gene Ontology annotation, cellular component: chromatin. Gene Ontology annotation, biological process: DNA-templated transcription; regulation of transcription by RNA polymerase II. Lineage: Eukaryota; Fungi; Ascomycota; Eurotiomycetes; Eurotiales; Aspergillaceae. Gene Ontology annotation, molecular function: DNA-binding transcription factor activity, RNA polymerase II-specific; RNA polymerase II cis-regulatory region sequence-specific DNA binding; zinc ion binding.